Messenger RNA from Ascoidea rubescens DSM 1968, 3195 nucleotides. It is a transcript of the gene LHS1, whose product is annotated as Hsp70 family chaperone LHS1. The transcript has a single exon. Gene Ontology annotation, cellular component: endoplasmic reticulum chaperone complex. Gene Ontology annotation, molecular function: ATP binding; ATP-dependent protein folding chaperone. Gene Ontology annotation, biological process: endoplasmic reticulum unfolded protein response; negative regulation of hypoxia-induced intrinsic apoptotic signaling pathway; cellular response to hypoxia. Bases 1 to 3195 code for a protein of 1064 amino acids. The record is from RefSeq and is a predicted model, not a curated record. Lineage: Eukaryota; Fungi; Ascomycota; Saccharomycetes; Ascoideales; Ascoideaceae.
AUGAGGUACCUUAUUUUUCUUAUAGGAAUAUUAUCAAUUUUUCAGUUCAUCGAUGCUGCCAUACUUGGAGUCGAUUAUGGUAACGACUUUACUAAAUCUGUUUUGGUUGGUCCCAAUGCUCCCUUUGAGAUUGUUUUAACACCCGAAAGCAAAAGAAAAGAACCUUCUAUAUUUCACAUAAGUGAAAUUAUUCCAUUUGAUGAUAGCAACAGCAAUAAUAAUAAUAAAAACCAAUUGGAGAGAUUUUUCGGUUACGCUUCAAACUCUAUUUGUCUAAGAAAUCCCUUAAACUGUUUGUCUAAUUUGAAAAAAUUGGUUGGUAAUGUUUUUGAUGAAGAUUUAAUUUCAAAUUAUUUGAAUUAUCAAAAUCCUAAUUUAUUAUCAUAUUCAAAAUUUUCCCCAAAUCCAAAAAGAAAUAAUUCAAUUUUGUUCAACAUUAAUAAUGCUAAUAACGCAAAGAGUAAUAAUAAAAAUGCCAACAACAACUUUGAAAUUGAGGAGCUUAUUGCAAUGUCAAUUAUCGAUAUCAAUUCAAGAGCCGCUCCUUUAACUCCAUCAAAAAUUGAUUCAAUAUCUUUAUCAAUACCAAAUUAUUUCAAUCAACAACAAAGGCUAUCUCUAAAAAAUUCAAUAAAUCUAUCAAAUUUGAACCUAGUCUCUUUGGUUAAUGACGGAUUGGCUGUAAUGUUAAAUUACAUUAAAAAUAAUUUAAACAAUUUAAAUUUGAUCAAAGAUAAUAAAAAGGUUGCAAACUAUUACAUAAUAUACGAUAUGGGUUCAUCUUUAACUCAAGCAACUCUAACUAAAAUUUAUUUAAAUGGGGAAAAAAAUGACAAGCUAUCAUUAGAAAUUCUUGAUUAUGAUUAUAAUAAUCAAAUCAAUGGAAAUUAUGUUACUCUUAAUAUUUUCAAUCUUUUAAAACAAAAGUUUAUUGAUAAUAAUCAAUUUACUUUAGAUGAAAUUCACGAUUUGAAUUUAAAUUCCAAAUUUUUAACUAAAUUAUGGAGUUAUUCAAAUAAUAUAAAAUUAAUCCUAAGUACUAAUAAUGACACUUUCAUUUCAAUUGAAUCCCUAUACAACAAUAUCGAUUUCAGAUCAAAUUUAACAAGAUUAGAACUUGAAAAUUCAAUCGAUGGUGACUCAAGAUUAAGUAUAACCAACCCAAUCUCAAAUCUAUUAUUAAGAAAUAAUUUAUCAAUUGAUGAUAUAGAAUCCAUUGUUUUAAACGGCGGUUCAACAAGAGUUCCCAUGGUCAAAAAUUAUUUAAACGAUUUCAUUCAAAAUAAUUUCAAGAACUCCAUUAAUAACGAUAAAAAUAAUAAUAUAAUUAGCAAGAAAAAUAAUGCUGAUGAAUCAGUAGCUUUUGGUACUGUAUUGCAUGGUAUCUUAACCUCUAAAAUAUAUAAAACUUUUGAUAUAGACAUACUUGAUCGUUCAAUUUAUGAUUAUUCAAUUGAAAUAUCUAAAAUUGAAAACAAAAGAUAUGAAAAUGAAAAUGGAAAUGAAAAAUCAUCAAAGCAAAUUAUUUUCGCAAAGGGUUUUGUUCUAAAUUCUUCAAAUAUAAUUGAAUUGCCUUUAACUGAUUUGUUCAAUAAUACUGAGGAUUUUGAAAUAUCAUUACUUGAAGAUAAUAAACCAUUUCAAAUUAAAUCAUUUACCAACAUUUCAUCUUUAUUAAAUAAUUAUAAAUCCUCGCAUAUAAGCAAAAAUGAUGAAAGAUUUAACCAAUGCAUCUUGAAAAAUGGAUUAUCUUAUUUUGGACAUUUCAAAUUAGAUUAUAAUAGAAUUUUUGAUUUAAUUAAAAUUGAGGCAAAAUGCGAUUAUAUCAAUGAAAAGGAUAAUUCAAAAUCGAGCAAUUUCUUUCAAAAGAUACUCCAUAAGAAAACAAACGAAGAAGAUGAGUCAGAUUCAGAUGAAUCAGAGGAAUUAAUUGAAAUUAUUAAUAAUGGAAAUUUAACUGACUUUAAUUCAACAUUGAAAAGUAUCAAUAAACUUGAGUCCAAAUUACUUGAAAAAAAUAAAAAAUUUAAUAUUCCAAUUUCUUCAAAAGCUCAAUAUAUUGGUAUUAGACCAUUAAAUUAUUUAGAAAAGGAAAAUAGUAAAAAAAGACUACAAACUAUUUUGAAAAACGAUAAAUUAAGAGAAUUAAAAUUGUCAAAUUUGAAUAUUUUAGAAAGUGAUUUGUAUUCAUUACGUUCGACACUUGAGGAUAUUCAAGAAGAGAUAUCCAAAACAAAUGAAGAUGGGAUAGUAGAUGGAAGUGAGUUUAGCAAAGAAAUAUUAAUGAAGUUUAAAAACAAUAAACAGUUAUUUAAAAAUUUCAAUAAAUUAAUUAGUCAUUAUUUAAAUUGGAUUGAAGAAGAAAGUUUUCAGCAGUCGAGUAUUAUUAAAUUGAAUUUAAGAGAAAUUGAGAAGAAAAUUGAAGAUGUUAAGAUUUUUAAAAGAUAUAUUAGUAAACCAUUAAAUAUAUCUGAAUACCAACAGAUUUAUAAAGAUGGGUUAAAUAUUAACAAUAAAUUACAAGAAUUUUUGUUAGAUGUUUCGGAUGAUAUUAAUGAGCUUCGUAAUUUAUAUUUAAAGAGUAAUUUUACUCAGGAAAUGUUUGAAAAGGAUAAUGGUAGAGUUUCUAGUAAAAGUUUAAACAAAAUAGAGGAAUUGAAUAUUGAUAAACAAGUUCAAGUUUUGAUCAACAGAUUACAUGAUUUGAGUGCUGUAAUUGAAAAGGAGAGUGUUAGAUCAGAUGAUAAAGAAGACGAAAGUGAAGAAAAAGAAGAAAAAAGUAAAGAAGAUGAUUAUAACGACGACAAUGAUGAUAAUGACGAUGAUGAUGACGAUGAAGAUAAUGAAAAUUAUGAUCACAGUGAGAGUAAAGAAAUAAUUUCAAAUUAUAAAUUAGUUGAAAGGAUUCAGUCAAAGAUCAAAGAAAUUGAGGCAUUAAAGGAAAAAUUAGAAAAAGAACAUGGAUACAGAAUCAAGGGGAUUAAAAGAAUAUUGGACAGAAGAAUUAAAAAUAAGAAGAAAAAAGAGGAAAGCACUUUAAGCGUGGAAAAUACAGAGGAUUUAGAAAGCACAAUAAGUGUAGAAGACAUCGAAACGACAAAUGACAGUGGCAAGAGUAAUAAGCAAGAAAAUGGGGAUUUUAAAUCGAAUGAAAAGGUAAAGGAGGAUUUAAGUAAUGAACAUGAUGAGUUGUAA